AUGUCACAGGGUCUCUCGAAGCAGCAGCAGCAGCAGCCCGAACAGCAGGAGGAGAUCCUUCUGGCACCGCGCAGGACCCACCAGUCCUAUCAACCCGUCUUCCUUUCAGCUGAGGCCAUGGACCAGUACAUUUCACCGGAGACGGUCAACCUGAAGAUGCGACUGUUUGCGGGCAGACGAUCUGGCCGAAAGGAAAACCUGGAGGACAGUCGCGACAAGGAGGAGGAGGAGUCCACUCUUAACAGGGUAAGUAUCUCCUUUCCGUCUUACUCUGUCUCCCUGCUUAUCUCCUGUCCUUUCCACGAAGUCUUGUUAUACGCUGAUAGGUAG
Molecule: messenger RNA, 330 nt
Organism: Dibothriocephalus latus
Lineage: Eukaryota; Metazoa; Platyhelminthes; Cestoda; Diphyllobothriidea; Diphyllobothriidae
Source: the annotation of a GenBank genome assembly